Molecule: messenger RNA, 1573 nt
Organism: Opisthocomus hoazin
Lineage: Eukaryota; Metazoa; Chordata; Aves; Opisthocomiformes; Opisthocomidae
Source: RefSeq, a predicted model, not a curated record
AUGAAAUGCAUUGUAUUUGCAGCUCAAGCUUGUGCAGAUGUUCUGGCAUUAGCCAAAGAAGCUAGAAAGCGAAAUCUUGGUCCUCUUCAUCCUUCCUUUAAUGUGAUAAAGAUAAUAAGAGAUGGACUGAUGAGAAAUCUUCCAGAAAACACUCACCUGUUGUCAUCGGGCAGACUGUGUAUUUCACUAACCAGAGUAUCAGAUGGUAAAAAUGCAUUGGUAUCUAAUUUUAACUCUAAAGAAGAAGUUGUCCAGGCUUUAAUCUGUAGUUCAUUUGUCCCUAUUUACUGUGGCCUAAUUCCACCGUCAUUUAGAGGUGUGCGCUACGUGGAUGGAGGAAUCAGUGACAACUUACCUCACUAUGAAUGUAAGAAUACCAUCACAGUUUCGCCUUUCGCUGGGGAGUGCGAUAUCUGUCCAAAGGGGAACUCUGCCAACUUUCAUGAAAUGAAUGUGACCAACACCAGCAUUCAGCUCAGUUUGGGGAACCUUUAUCGUUUAACACAAGCGCUGUUUCCACCAGAACCUAAGGUACUAGGAGAGAUCUGUGAGCAAGGAUAUUCCGAUGCUCUUAAAUUCUUGAAAGAGAAUGGUAUUCUGAAUGACUCGAUUUAUAUCCACUUGUCCUUCACAAAAACAAAUCCUCAUGAGGCUGCGCAACACAUUGACCAUACGAAGCAAAAAAUAUUGACAGAAAAUAACAGAGUAGAGACUUUGAAAAUGGGAGUACUGAAUGACCAGCUGAAGCAAAAUCCGUGGCCCUUGGAGAAGAGCAUAUUUGAGAGUCUACCUCCUAGACUUCGUAAAGCACUGCAGGAAGCUUGUAAAGAACAGAGUGGAUUCUAUGCUCAGUUCUCUAAACUCUUCCCAAUGCGAGUGAUAUCCUAUCUGAUGCUACCAUAUACGCUACCAGUGGAGUCUGCUUACUCUGUUGCUUUACGGUUAGUAAACUGGUUUCCUGACAUGCCUGCUGAUGUUCGAUGGAUGCAAGAACAGCUUUGUCGGAUUGCUGGUACAGUUUAUUCCCGGGCUAAAAGCAAGCUGUUCUGUACCUCCAGGAAAGACAAUUUUGCAUCAUUAAGAAAAUGUCAAACUGUCCCAUCUACUAUGGAAUUUCAUUCUUCAUACUGCCACCUUAAAAUGCCUCACUCUUCUGCAGACCUUGAAACCUGGCUCUGGGAAUCUUCAUGCUUCGUGCACUCAGCUAUGAAAAAUGCUUCUCCUGACACGCAGGAGCAUUCAGACUUGAACUCCUGUCCUAAUUUUCUCCCAAAUUCUGAUGAGUCUGGUUUGGAAAUAGAUUUUGACUCUUCCUCAGAGACAAGUUUCCAAACUGCUCCAGAGUAUUAAUUUGGAAGUAGGUUCCACAGUUUCCAAAAUUCCAAUCUGGCAGAGAAAUUUAAAUCCUGAAGGAUGAAAGAUCACUUUAUUGCCAAUAAGUCUUGGACAAUUAUUUGUUUACAGCUUCUUGACAAACCUGCCUUUGGAAUUCUACUGUUUAAGGAUUAUAAAAACAGUGGCUGCUAUACUAAGUAACAGACUACAAUUCUGUCACAGCACCAGCUCAAUCAAC